Messenger RNA from Austrofundulus limnaeus, 3720 nucleotides. RefSeq names its product kelch-like protein 40a. The coding region runs from base 245 to 2083 and encodes 612 amino acids. The transcript has 6 exons. The record is from RefSeq and is a predicted model, not a curated record. Lineage: Eukaryota; Metazoa; Chordata; Actinopteri; Cyprinodontiformes; Rivulidae. Gene Ontology annotation, molecular function: protein binding.
AGAGUGACAUCAUUCAGCUGUUUGUUUGGGAUGUGAGGGCGGGUGUGUUUCAGUGGGGCUUUUCUCAGCUUUGUGAGGCUCCUGUCUAUAAAUACCCUGGCUUACACACUGACUGACAAACGGAGACAGCUGCAGCCAUCACCCUACCAGCCCGUUGAGACUCUUCGUGGCAAUUUGAGCCACCUCGUGAACAGUCCUGCUUGUGAGCCCACCGAUCUCAACCAGGACCAGGGAACGGAACAAAAUGGCUGCUUUGACGAUAGACCCCAUGCAGCAACCUCGGAUGUACCAACAGACUUUGCUUCAGGAUGGACUAUGUGACCUGUUGGAAAACGACAAGUUUGUGGACUGUGUCUUAAAGAUUCAGGACAAGGAGUUCCCCUGCCACCGUUUGGUCCUGGCAGCCAGCAGCCCCUUCUUCAAGGCCAUGUUCCUGUCAGAGCUGGAGGAGAGUAAAAACCGUGAGAUAGUCCUAAAAGAUGUCGACCCCAGUGUCAUGGGGAUGAUCCUGCAUUAUUUAUACACAUCUGACAUAAAUCUGACAGAGCAGAAUGUCCAGGAUAUCUUCAUGGUUGCUAACAUGUACCAGAUCCCCUCCAUCUUCUCAGUGUGUGUGUCCUAUCUUCAGGAGAAGAUGGUGCUGGGCAACUGCCUCGCCAUCUUCAGACUGGGUCUUCUCCUGGACUGUCCGAGACUCACUCUGGAAGCCAGAGACUUCAUCUGCGAACGCUUCCAGGUUGUGGUCAGGGACCCGGAGUUCUUGCAGCUCGCCCCCAGCGAGUUGGCCAUCCUCAUCACUUCAGAUGCUCUAAAUGUUGAGCAGGAGGAGCUGGUCUUUGAGUCACUGAUGGACUGGGUCAAGCACGACGAGACCAAACGGUUGAAGGACCUGCCUGAGCUUUUGCACUGUGUGAGAUUCAGGCUCAUACCUGUGGAUUACUUUAAAAAUAAAGUAGAGCGUCACCAGUACAUCCGGUUCAACCAGGAAAUCCAGAAGGAGCUGGACCUUGUAAAAGAUGCUCACAAGGGGCGUCUCCCCAAGCCCAAGAGGCUUAGCAGUGAAGGAGCAAAGGGAGGACAAGAGAGUGACGAGGAGGAGGAGGACGACGAAGGAUACCUGCCUGGGAUAUUAAACAACAACCCUCGCUUUGGCAUGUUUGAGUUAGACCUGAUACUUAUGAUCAAUACCACAGGUACUGUGGCUUAUGAACCAGCAGGAAACGAAUGCUUUGUGGUGUCCGAGUCAACAGAGAUUCCCAAAACCCACUGCAGCCUGGUGACGAAGCAGAACCAGAUAUUUGUUGUUGGAGGCCUUCUCUACAAUGAGGAGGAUAAAGAUGAACCUUUCAAGUCCUAUUUCCUACAGUUUGACCCAGUAAGUUCUGAAUGGCUGGGAAUGCCUUCACAGCCCAGCCCUCGCUGUCUGUUCGGCCUGGCGGAUGUAGAAAACUCCAUCUAUGUUGUUGGUGGAAAGGAACUCAAGGACGGAGAACACGCUCUGGACUCAGUCAUGAUCUAUGACAGACAGUCAUUUAAAUGGGGAGAGUCUGACCCCCUGCCUUAUGAAGUGUAUGGUCAUGGAACUGUAUCACACAAGGGUCUGGUCUAUGUUGUAGGGGGGAAGUCUGAGAGCAAGAAAUGCUUGAGAAGAGUCUGCGUCUACAACCCCUCGAAGUUUGAGUGGAAGGAUCUGGCUCCUCUGAAAACGGCUCGCUCUCUGUUCGGUAUCACCGUCCAUGAUGAGCAGAUCUUCGUGGCUGCGGGGGUCACCGACUCAGGCCUCACCAGCGCUGUGGAGGUUUACGACAUCACCACCAACAAGUGGUCUGAGUUUACAGAGUUCCCUCAGGAGCGCAGCUCUCUUAACCUGAUCUCCAUGGGAGGAUACCUGUAUGCUGUGGGGGGCUUCGCCAUGAUGCCCAGUGAAACCAGUGAGAACUCUGUCCCCACAGAGAUGACUGACAUCUGGAGAUACGAUGAAUCAGAACAAAGCUGGAACGGGAUUUUACGUGAGAUUUGCUACGCAGAGGGAUCCACCAUCCUCCCGGUGCGUCUCAACACUCUUCGUCUCACUAAGUUAUAACCCCACCAAGCUGCUGCUGCCGGGACUUUAAUGUUGAAUCAUCUGCACUGGAGUAAAUCAGGGAGCUCUGAGUGGACAUCAGCUCAAAACUAACUCGGGUUCAGAAUGAGUCAAGGUCAUAUCUGAACUCCAUCUCAGCAAACAAGAACAAAACAUGAGUUUUAUGUUAGUGUUUCCAACAGGGGGAGACAGACACUCAGACCUGUCUGAGCAAAGCUGAGGACAACUUAGAACAUCACACCAAAUUUAUUUGAUACAAAUCUAAAAUUCUUGCUUUGUACAUCUGUUUUUGGUACAUGGUUGUAGUAAACUUCCUUACGUAAUGCUUUAAUCGAAUGAAAAUGAUAAAUAUUGCUGUGUUCAGUGAUGAGUCCCAGUGAGUGAGCAGGAAUGAAACAGAAGCUCCAACCACAGAGCAAACAUUUAUAUCCACCUUCAUUUGUGCAAGAACAUCUUUUUUUGUCUUACUGUACACACUGAACAGAACAAAAUAUUUCUUUGAAAGGCGCACAGCGACAAAAGACAGUCAGCUUUAGAUUGACAUUAUGCAAAAAAAGCACAAGUGAGAAUUGACAAUCAGAAUGUAAACAUUGAUUUCUAGUUGACACCUGAGAACUAAAAUUAAAACCAUAAACUUUUUUACAAAUAUUUACAGCAGAACAUUAUAUACAGAAACUACGUGACAUUUAGGUUGAGGUACUUUGCUUCAUUAUAAUGUUAUUUAAUAGGAUAAUAAGAAGUAAAGAAAACAGAAAUAAAAUAAAUCCCUACGAGACUUAGCUGUCAAAGCCUGUACAUUUAAGGGCAUGGUUUCUGAUAAAUGUUUGGAUCUAAUUUUGAAUGAAACAUGAUGUCAUUUAGCUCGACGAACUAUAAUUACACAAAAAAAAAGACGUGCACGGUCACUGGUAUGCAAACAUGUCAAUGCUACACAGGAUAAAUGAUAACCACAUUCACAACAGAAGCUGCGCAGCUCUUAAUAAUCAUUAAUGAUGUUAUUUUUUUAAAUCUCAAAAGGGAUCAUGAAUGUCAGAAAUAAACUAUGUUGCUCAAAAAACAUGACUUAAAACCACAAACAUAAACUUAAACAAACUGAAGAAAAGGUUAAGGUUUCUCCUCUGGGAGCUGUAAACAGUGACCUGGUACAGUUUUUUUUUUUAACAAUCGUGAAAGUAUCUCCCUGGCUUGUGGCACAAAAACACAAAUAUUAAACAUAAAUACAAUCAAGAAACCCAUCCACGCACUCUAGUGAAUAGAAGUUACUGUUAUUUUUUAAUUUAUUUUAUAUACAGUGCUGUUUAUCUGGAGCUGAUGAGACACAUCUGGUCCAGCUGUUCUGAGACCGCGCACUUAAAUAAAACUAAAAGCCUCUGCUAUCCGAGCUAAAGUUAACGAGCCAAAGCUGUGGUCUCUCUCCUCUGGAAUGUUAUCCAGCAGUAAUUCAACAAAGUAUAAAACUGUCACAUACAGGAUAGGAACAUCCUGUAUGUUGGUUACAAUAUGGACUCCUCCUCAGUGGCUACUGUCCAGAACAGCCUGAUGUCCACACCAUUCAUCCACCAUGCAGCAUCGGACCACCAGGUUAUAGUGAUUGGACUUUUUCCUUGUAAUAAAUAAUAAAAACUUCUCGGACACAG